Bubalus bubalis (water buffalo) is the source of this 2579-nucleotide messenger RNA. It is a transcript of the gene PTPRH, whose product is annotated as protein tyrosine phosphatase receptor type H. NCBI's taxonomy places the organism in Eukaryota, Metazoa, Chordata, Mammalia, Artiodactyla, Bovidae. Gene Ontology annotation, molecular function: protein tyrosine phosphatase activity; protein binding. Gene Ontology annotation, biological process: protein dephosphorylation. The record is from RefSeq and is a predicted model, not a curated record. The transcript has 15 exons. Bases 119 to 2101 code for a protein of 660 amino acids.
UCUGCUCUGACCUGUGGCCUCACGUCGGACUGGGAGAGGGGAAUUCUUGCGUGUAAAGUCCAGCAGGUGGAAGGUCCCGGGGCUGGGACACCUGGGUCCCUCGGCAGCGUCCGCAGACAUGACCGGGGCUGGCGGGGGCCUCCGGGCCUGGGGGAGCCUGCUGCUGCUGGGCCUGUGCAGCUGGACAGGGGCCAGGGUGGCUGCCUCCAGCACCAUCAGCAACCUGACUGUGCAGAAUCAGACCAGCAGCUCCAUCACCCUGAGCUGGAAGGUGCCUGAAGGCUCUGAGCCUGAGAACUACUGUGUCCAGUGGACUGGUGAUGGUAAUGCAACUGUGUCUCAAAACACAACAAAUACCACCAUCACAGUGAAAGGACUUGAAGCCGGGACGUUGUACGAAUUCUCUGUGUACGCAGUAGAGGAUGGAUUCAAUAGCUCGGUGCGUCUCAAGGCCAGCACAGCUCCCAGCGAGGUUACGGCCCUGCAGAAGCAAAAUCAGACCAACAGCUCCAUCACCCUGCAGUGGGAAGCCCCUGCAGACCCACAGCCCCAGUUCUAUGUAUACUGGGUCCAUUGGGCCAGCAGAGGACAUCCCCAGAGGAAGCGAGGUCCCCAAGGACACCAGGACAACCAGACAGGCAGCACCAACAGGACUCACUAUAUGGUGGAGGCGCUGGCACCCGGGACUUGGUACUGCUUCAACGUGUGGGCCGAGAGCUAUGGUGUACACGGUUACAAACAGAGCCUCAAUGCGUCCACGGCCCCAGAUCCUGCCAACAUCACCUCCUGUGUCAUCACCUCUGGGGGCCACGAGGUCAUCCUGGCCUGGUCCUGCCCCCAGGGAGGCUACGAGGCCUUUGAACUGGAGGUCGAGGGGCAGCCGGGCCCCCAGAACAGGUCCUCCUGCGGGGAUGCUGUGAAGGUGUCGUUACUCAGGCCGGCUCAGUCCUACUCAGCCACAGUCACGACCGUCUGGGAUGAAAUGAGGGCCCCAUCUGCCUCGGUAGCCUGCCACGCAGAGAGCAGGCACGCGGGGGUCAUCGCCGGAGCUGUGGUCAGCGUCCUCCUGUUACUCGUCCUGGUGGGCCUGCUGCUCUUCUUCCUGAAGAGGAGGCAUAGAAAGAGGGAGAAGAAACCUGCACCCAAGGAUCUGGAGAUCAGGUUCCCAGGGGACAUCCUGGCGGAAGACUUUGCCGAGCACGUCUGGAGAAACCAGAGGGACAGCAACUAUGGCUUUGCCGAGGAGUACCAGCAACUGGCCCUGGAGGACCACGGCCAGUCCCAGACGGUGGCCUCAGCCCUGGAGAACAGCGCCAAGAACCGCUACAGGAACGUGCUGCCCUACGACUGGUCCCGCGUGCCCCUGCAGGCCCUCCUCGGACAGCCGGGCUCCGAGUACAUCAACGCCAGCUUCAUCCCCGGCCUCUGGAGCCCCCGGGAGUUCAUUGCGGCUCAGGGUCCCCUGCCGCAGACCGUGGGAGACUUCUGGCGCAUGGUCUGGGAGCAGCAGAGCCACACCCUGGUCAUGCUGACCAACUGCGUGGAGUCCGGCCGGGUGAAGUGUGAGCAUUACUGGCCUCUGGACGCCCAGCCCUUCACCCACGGGCACCUGCAGGUGACGCUGGUGGGGGAGGAGGUGGCGGAGAACUGGGCGGUCCGGAACCUGAAGCUACGCCAUGUGCAACAGCAGAAGACUUUGACGGUGCGUCAGUUCCACUACAUGACCUGGCCAGACCACGGCGUGCCCCACUCCCCAGACCCCUUGCUGGCCUUCUGGAGAAUGCUCCGGCAGUGGCUGGACCGGACGGUGGGGGGCGGGCCUCCGAUCGUGCACUGCAGCGCUGGUGUGGGCCGCACGGGCACCCUCAUUGCUCUGGAUGUGCUGCUGCGGCAGCUGGAGUGCGAGGGUCUUGUGGGGCCCUUUGGCUACGUGAAGAAGAUGCGAGAGAGCCGCCCACUGAUGGUGCAGACCGAGGCCCAGUACGUGUUCCUGCACCAGUGCAUCCUUCAGUUUCUGCAACAGUCAGCCACAGUGCGGGCUCAGAAGGGGGCCACCUACGAGAACCUGCUGAUGGAGAAUGGAGCUGCUACAGAGGCCUAAGCUGUGGGAGAGCUGAGACCCCUGCCCUUCUAGACACAGACUCUGCACCCCUGCUUCAGCCCAGAUGCCUGGGCCCCUGGGACAGCUGAGGGUUGGGGUCCCAGACUCCCGGGCCCUCAAGGAAGAGAGGGGACCAGCAGCCUAGAUUCCUACUUUCUGGAGAGGGGUCGAGCCCGGAUCCUGGAUUUCCAGUUCCUUGCAGAAGGAGAGGGAUGGGGUCCAGGAGUCUCUGGCUUUUGUUUGAGGGAGGAGGAGAAGGUAGGGUCUCAAGGAAACAAGCUGAACUCUGAGGAAGAAAGGAAGUAAUGAGGCUCCAGAAUUCUGGCCACCUUAGGAACAAGGGUGGGCAGGGACCUGCCCACCUUUUACUCCAGAAACCAAAUCAGUCUUCAAGAAUCUGAUGUUUUCCCUUACCCUGCCGCCUGUACAUAUUUUUUUCUUUUAUCCCAUAACUUAUUAAAUCACUAUUUUCCCCAGA